AUGGCAGCAGAAUCAGAAGAAGCCAAGACUUGGGUGGGGAAUAUGUUAUGCUUCUUCUUGCUGUUUUCUGCAUCCAUGGCCAUAAUAGACCAAGGCAGGGACGGUAGUUCUAAUUACCAGAAUCUUGAGAUUCAGAAGCUUUCGAAGAAGUUGAACAGACCAGCAGUUAAAUCUAUAAAGCAGAGUGGAAGUUGCCCAGAAGAAACCAUUCCCAUAAGAAGAAUAAGAAAGGAAGACAUAUUGAGGGCAAAAUCUAUCCAGCAAUUUGGAAAGAAGAAUCUCAAGAACAUCCCUCAACAUGGAUCAUUUGAAACUCAUUCCAAACACCAGUUUGCUGCAGUUUAUGUGAAAGGAGAUAAAUAUCAUGGAGGCAUGGCAACUAUGAACGUUUGGAAUCCCCAUGUUCAAGAGCACAAUGAAUUUAGUGACUGUCAAAUCUCAAUUCUAAACGAUAACAUUGGUAAAGGUUAUAAUAGCAUUCAAGCUGGUUGGCAGGUCAAUCCCCGGCUGUAUGGAGAUAAUAACACCAGAUUUUUUACAUUUUGGAGAGGUGGUUCAGGUGAAAAUGCUAGCAGGUGUUAUGAUCUUCUUUGCUCUGGCUUUAUUCAAGUGAACCAUCGCGUAGUCGUGGGAGCUGCCAUAAGGCCCUUGUCUGCCUAUGGAGAUAGCAAAUCCCAACAUGCUAUCACCAUUCUUGUCUGGAAGACUGGAAACUGGUGGCUGCAAUAUGGCCCUAAUAAUGAAGUUGUGGGAUACUGGCCAGCUUCUCUAUUCCCACUUCUAUCUGAGAGCGCAACAACAGUAGGAUGGGGAGGCGAAGUAUUAAACUUAGGAUCAAAUGGCCAACACACUACAACACAAAUGGAAAGUGGUCAUUUUGCUCAAGAAGGUUAUGGCAAAGCUUGCUUUUUCUGGAAUAUUAAGGUUGUUAAUGGCAACAACCAAACUGUGCCUCCUAAUAACAUUCGCACUCGUGUUGACCAACCCUACUGUUACCACGUCCAAACUAGCCAAUCUAAUGACUGGGGCAACUACUCUUUUGGUGGACCUGGAAGAAACCCUAGUUGCCCGUGA
Messenger RNA from Neltuma alba, 1074 nucleotides. RefSeq lists its product as uncharacterized. The coding region runs from base 1 to 1074 and encodes 357 amino acids. The record is from RefSeq and is a predicted model, not a curated record. Lineage: Eukaryota; Viridiplantae; Streptophyta; Magnoliopsida; Fabales; Fabaceae. The transcript has 6 exons.